UCAAGAUAAUUUUUCCCCUCGGGGAAACAAUUUCUCAGCAACCAAACACCAAUAGCCAACCUAAUCCUGUAUGUAGAAUGGCAUCUUUGGUGGCGUCCGUCCUCUCAUUCUGUACUCUGGUUUUCAUCGUCAUUGUUUUGGUGCUUUCAGCUGGCUAUUUUAGUUCCUUCAUGAGCCACUCAUCGUUCGAAAUGGUUCGGUUUCGUAGAGCCGCAUCGUUGUUUGAUCUUCAAAGCCGAGGAGCUCAUUUCACUGCAUCUAGCGACGGCGUAACUGUGAAUUGUUCCAGAAACUCAACUCCUGUUAAAAGAAAAUCAUUGUCGAAAGGGAUCAAUAAAAGAGAGAAGCUGAAGCAAGGGCUUGCAAGAUCACGAGCUUCAAUUCGGAGAGCAGCGCUGACUCAGGGCUUUUCUUCAAUAAUCAGAAACGAAGAGAUUCUUCAUCAAGGGGACAUCUACCGUAACCCCGGAGCGUUUUAUCAGAGUUAUGCGGAGAUGGAGAAGAAAUUCAAGGUUUAUGUGUAUGAAGAAGGAGAACCCCCCAUGGCCCACGACGGGCCAUGCAAGGAAAUGUACUCAAUAGAAGGAAGGUUCAUAAACGAGCUGGAGCAUGGUACCACCAAGUUCAGGACAAGUGACCCUGAUCGUGCUCACGUUUACUUUUUGCCUUUCAGUGUGACUCUAAUGGUGGAGUACCUAUACAAACCUCUUUCAUAUGAUACUGCUCCGCUCCAGCGGUAUGUAGCGGAUUAUGUGAAAAUGGUGUCUACUAGACAUCCCUUUUGGAAUAGAACUAGUGGCGCUGAUCACUUCAUGCUUGCCUGUCAUGAUUGGGGUCCUUUGGCGUCUGAAGCCAACCCUCAGCUCUACAACAGAUCCAUCCGAGCCCUCUGCAAUGCCAACUCCUCCGAAGGUUUCAACCCCCAAAAAGAUGUAAGCAUCCCCGAACUCCACCUCUGCGGCGGCUACAUACCAACCAAGCUUCGAAACCCACCACCCUUAACUGAAACGAGACCUCAUCUUGCAUUCUUUGCCGGCGGAGUCCACGGGCCAAUCCGCCCCAUCCUUCUGAAAAACUGGAAAGGCCGUGAUAAUGAUAUGAAGGUUUUUGAAUACCUCCCAAAAAAGCUGGAUUACUAUUCCUUAAUGCUGCAAUCAAAGUUUUGUCUGUGUCCAAGUGGGUAUGAAGUGGCCAGCCCUAGAGUUGUGGAGUCCAUUUAUGCAGAAUGCAUACCGGUGAUUUUGUCAGAAAAUUUUGUGCUGCCUCUAAGUGAUGUUUUACGAUGGGAGUCUUUCUCGGUACAGGUAAAUAUAUCAGACAUUCCACGACUGAAGGAGGUGUUGAGGUCAAUUUCUGAAGAGAAGUACAUGAAGCUUAAGGAGAAUUUAAGAGCUGUUAGGGGACAUUUUAUGUUGAACAUACCUGCUAAGAGAUUUGAUGCGUUUCAUAUGAUCUUACAUUCCAUAUGGCUUAGAAGGCUAAAUAUUGGAUUUAGCUGAUUAAUUAUUAGCUUCCACUUAAUUAGACUUAUUUGAAAAUUAGUCAAAAUAUACGAAAAUAUAUACU
This is a messenger RNA of Mangifera indica (mango), 1566 nucleotides long. Its product is annotated as probable glycosyltransferase At5g25310. Bases 78 to 1499 code for a protein of 473 amino acids. The transcript has 4 exons. NCBI's taxonomy places the organism in Eukaryota, Viridiplantae, Streptophyta, Magnoliopsida, Sapindales, Anacardiaceae. The record is from RefSeq and is a predicted model, not a curated record. Gene Ontology annotation, molecular function: glycosyltransferase activity.